UUCACUAAAGACUUUUCAGCAGUUUUCUUAAAAUGGAAGACUUAAUCUCUCAGGAACCCAGAGAUCUGGGCAGAGCUUUGUGCAUCAUCACAGGGGCCUCGAAAGGUUACGGACGGACGCUGGCGUUACAGUUGAGCUGUCUGCUGAAGCCCCGGUCCAUAAUGCUGCUGGUGGCCAGAACCGCAGAACAGCUCAAUGAAGUGAAGGAGAGCGUUAAAGCCCUGGACGACAGACAGAACAGGCUGGUGGUGCGUUGUGUGCAAGCGGAUUUGGAGAAGAUGGAAGGUGUAGAGAAAACAGUUCAGGCAGCUAAAGAGACUUCUCCGUCUGCGAUGGAUCACUUACUGCUCAUCAAUAAUGCAGGCUCUCUGGGUGACGUGUCUCGAUUGACUCUGACCUUCACUGACCCCACAGAGGUCAACCGUUACCUGUCCCUGAACGUCAGUGCAGUGCUCAGUCUAACGGCCGGUGUCCUGCAAGCGUUUCCUCGUCGUCUGGGUCUGCAGCGUACAGUGGUGAACAUCAGCUCUCUGUGCGCGCUCAAGGCCUUCCCCUCGUGGGUUCUGUACUGCACCGGUAAAGCGGCCCGCGACAUGAUGUUUCGUGUGUUAGCCGAGGAGGAACCUGAGGUCAGAGUGCUCAGUUAUGCGCCUGGUCCUCUGGACACAGACAUGCAAGUUCAAGCUCGCUCUUUCUCUGGCGAUCUGAACCUCCGUCGCUCUUUCUCCGCCAUGUUCUCUGAGGGACAGCUGCUGUCCUGCGAGGAGUCCGGGGCCAAACUCAUGAAAGUCCUGCUGGAUAAUGAUUACCCAUCAGGGGCCCACGUAGACUUCUAUGAACUCUAGAACAAACUUACACGUGUCAAUGAUUUGCAGGGAUGUCAGGGUUACUUCUGAAAUUUAUUCCACCACAGAUUACAGGAUACAUGUUGUUAAAUGCACUUCGGAUCGCAUCAUUUGUAUGUAUAAUAUGUAUAUGUCCAUCUGAAUGCACUAAAUAUUAAAUUAACCAAAUGACAAUAAAAUGCAAAGUAAUCUCUUCAGUAAUCAGUGAAUGUAACUCUAUUCUAAAUAUCACUGAUUUAAAUUGUAACUGUAUUUGAAUACAGUUACUUAUAUUUUGUAUUUUAAAUAUGUAAUCCCAUUACAUGUAUUCUGUUACUCCCCAGCCCUGUGUAUAAGCAGCUAUUUCUAUUAUUUUUAUUUUAUGUUUUAAUAAAUCUGAUUUAGGAUUACAUUAAAAUAUGUACAUUUC
Xyrauchen texanus (razorback sucker) is the source of this 1254-nucleotide messenger RNA. Its product is annotated as sepiapterin reductase-like. Gene Ontology annotation, biological process: tetrahydrobiopterin biosynthetic process. NCBI's taxonomy places the organism in Eukaryota, Metazoa, Chordata, Actinopteri, Cypriniformes, Catostomidae. Gene Ontology annotation, molecular function: sepiapterin reductase (NADP+) activity. Bases 33 to 845 code for a protein of 270 amino acids. The record is from RefSeq and is a predicted model, not a curated record. The transcript has 3 exons.